This is a messenger RNA of Yarrowia lipolytica CLIB122, 615 nucleotides long. RefSeq names its product mitochondrial 54S ribosomal protein mL67. NCBI's taxonomy places the organism in Eukaryota, Fungi, Ascomycota, Dipodascomycetes, Dipodascales. The record is from RefSeq and is a predicted model, not a curated record. Gene Ontology annotation, molecular function: single-stranded DNA binding; structural constituent of ribosome; DNA strand exchange activity. Gene Ontology annotation, biological process: DNA recombination. Gene Ontology annotation, cellular component: mitochondrion.
AUGGCACAGUACACAAAAGCCAUGGGCACCGUACGAAAGUACACGCCCGCCACUCUCAAGCGAGACGGUAAGCCCGCGUUUGUGUACGUCUACCGACACCUCCAGACGGGACAGGUGGCCUACACCCAGGUCCCCGGCGUGACGGAGCACCAUCUCAACCGACAGUUCAAGGACCCCAACUGGGAGAACAAGCGGCCCACCAUGCGACAGGAUCUGUGGCGGCCCAUGGCCGUUGCCGAUUUCGGCGACCACCAGGCUGCUUGUGAUGCCUACGACGGCCUCGUGUACCUGCGAUACAAGCGAACCCACGACGGCAAGAAGGACAUCAAGGGGUGGAGAAAGACCAACGCCGCCGGAAACGUGUGGCAGGACGGCCAGUACCGGCCCGUUUACACACAGGAGGCGCUGGCAGACCUGUCGACCGUCACCGAGGCCGUCAAGGUGCCCGUGACCAUCCACUGGGAGGACCUGUGGAGACGAGGAGCCGCUGAGUCCUGGCCUGAGAAUGCUGACCAUAGCGUUCUCAAGCGAUGGGACGCCAUCUACCCCCAGUCUCUGGAAAAGCGACUUGCCAAGGAAGCCAAGGUGCCUGGUGAGACGACUGCUGAGCAGUAA